This is a messenger RNA of Mycosarcoma maydis (corn smut), 1644 nucleotides long. RefSeq lists its product as uncharacterized. The record is from RefSeq and is a predicted model, not a curated record. The transcript has a single exon. NCBI's taxonomy places the organism in Eukaryota, Fungi, Basidiomycota, Ustilaginomycetes, Ustilaginales. The coding region runs from base 1 to 1644 and encodes 547 amino acids.
AUGACGAGCCUUCCAUCGCAGCCAUCGGUUGCGGAUGCGGCCAGGUUGAUGGACUCGCUCAGCAUUGCGUCCGAGUCAACAUCAAGCUUGCUCAUCGCUUCUGCAACCGAUCAUGAUGUCCCGUUACAGCCACGGGCUGGCGCAAAAACUGGCGAAUUUGACCAACACCAAGCCACGUCGUACGACAGCCAUCGCGUUCAACCCACGUUGACGAGAAGUGUGACUGGGUGUUCAGCCGCAAAGCAGUUUUCAGCAACUUCAAACUUGAAAGGGUUACCAAGUCUGCCAGCCGAAAUCAUCUUUCAAAUAGCCACACACUACCUAUCUACCAUGUCUACACCUCUUCAUACCAGCACCGAUGUUCGGCCCACCGGAUUUGGUUGCAAACACGCAUUCCCGCCGUACGCCUCUCUCAUAUCCACCGGUUCCGAACUUUCUGCACUGAUGUCACUCUCGUCUGUCACUCGAAGCUUUCGCAAUACCCUUGUGCCGUUGAUAUGGCAUACAAUCGUCAUUAGAACGCCGCAACAUCUCCCACGUCUCGCAACGCUCUUGAAGAGCUACGAUACGCUAUCUAUCCGGUCUGGUUCUCCUCCGCAACCAAGAAGCUCUUUGCACACACGCGAGCCAAAAGACGACUUUCAUGAUGCUAGACUGCGCCAUCCUCUUCCGCACAUUCGAAGCAUCGUCAUCGCGGUCCCCGACAAAUACAUGGAUUUGGACCAAUCCUACCUACUCACACUGCUUCGCUCCAUGCACUUGUCACAAACACAACAGCUCGAGCAUCUAGCCUGGUCAGCCGAGGCGGUACCCAAUCCAGCGAUAUGGGCGCUACUGGGUCCAAGUUUGAGGAGCCUGGAGUUGGAUGGCAGGACAUUCUAUCACGGUCAUGCGGCGAUGAGUGGGUUGGAAAGGCUCGAGAGUUUGACCAUGGUUGGGUAUGAGAGUACAUUGUUACCUCGGGGCGUGGUGGCGGUGUUUCAGGCUCAGGCGAGAGCAGAUGGGAUCGAAGCAAGCGCAGGAGAGAUUCAUGAACUGCCAGAGGGCGCUGAGGAAGAAGGCAAGCGAGGCAGCGGCGAGAGCCCCGUAGUGGAGCUGCAAGCUACUGCUGCCGAGGAGCGCAGGCAGGCGAGACAUUUAUACCUCGAUCCGCCGUCGACCACUUGGUCACCUCCUGCUCCUCCUCCUUUUCCACGCUUGCCAAUUUCGCCUUCAACCACUCGAACCCGACUCGCGCAUCUCUCGCUCAGCACCUCGAAAACCUCACUCUUCCACCAACCAAGCCUGCUACCCUCAUUCCGCGGUCUAACCCACCUCGAUAUCUUUCCGAUCACCCCGCAGCCUCCGCUCUCCCGCAGCCUCAUCUCGACCGCAUCCACACUCACCCACCUGCGCAUCGUACUCGACAUCUCGGGCGCUUUUGCCAACUACGACGCGCUCUGGUCUGAUCUCACGGGCAACUUGCCAUUGCUAGAGUGGUUGGAUGUGGAUCCACUGCCCCAGCAAAACACUGCCCCGAGCUUCGCUCGCUUUGUAGACGCAGCGAAAAACUUGAAGUACAUCAACGGCAGAGACGUGCAUAGUUUGGCACUUUGUUUUGGCGAUCUUGAUCCGAGCAACCCGAGCGCGCCACUGCCGUAUUGA